CAGACCGUGCAGUAUGGCCGGCGGUGGCGUAGUAGUGCGCCGCGAGUGACAGAUACACGAUCAUCGUCCGCUCGAUCUCUCCGGGAUGUCCGCGCGCGAAACUCCGAGUGAUAGAAUGUUCGUUUCCAUCUGAGGGAAGAACAAAAAGAAGAGAACAAAAUAGAAGUAAGUGCGCGAAAGAAAGUGUGUACGAAAAAAAAAAAAAAAACCAAGAAAAAGACAGACGGAAAGAAAGAGGGAAGGAACGAGAGAGAAAGAGAGAGAGAGCGAAAAGCCCGUGCGGCAACCCAUUACUAUCCAUCUAUUCCCGGCGCCGGUGUGAUGAUCAAGGAUAUGGCGGACGAUGAGGCCAUCCAGGCCACCAACGACGACGCCAGCGAGUGCAAGCGUUACGCGGUGCAGCUCGGCUACUGGUGCGACCCGUUCAUCAGCCUCUUCGUGAAGCAGACCGCCCGGAAGGCGCCCGAGAUCAAUCGCGGCUAUUACGCCAGAGUCAAGGGCAUCGAGCUCUUCGUCGACAAGUUCCUCAAGCUGUCUGGCGGUAAGGGUCAGAUCAUAAACUUGGGUUCUGGUUUUGACACACUCUACUGGAGGCUAAGGGAGGCGGGGAACAGUCCGGCGAACUUCGUAGAACUCGACUUUCCCAGCAUAACUGCGAAGAAAUGUUAUCACAUCAAGAAGCACAAGCAAUUAAUCGAUAUGCUAAACACCGAAGACGGAGAGAUCCGAUUUUCGACCACGGAGCUGCACGCCGCGAAUUAUCAUCUAGUCGGUACAGAUCUUCGACACAUAGCGGAGUUGAAUAACAAGCUAACCCAGGCCGAAGUCAAUUUCAAUUUACCCACUAUGUUCCUCGCAGAAUGUGUUCUAGUGUAUGUAGAUGCUAGCGCGACCUCGUCACUGUUGAAAUGGCUAGCAGGCAAGUUUCCAAACAGUCUCUUCGUCAGCUACGAACAGGUGAACAUGAAAGAUAAAUUUGGCCAAGUUAUGCUGUCGAACCUCCGUAGCCGCGGGUGCUUAUUGGCGGGCGUGGAGGAUUGCGAGUCGUUGGAGACUCAACAAAGGCGCUUUACUAUAAACAAUUGGGAGGGCACGAGCGCGUGGACGAUGGUAGAGGUUUAUGAUUCACUGCCUGUAAUGGAUCGUAGUCGAAUCGAGCAUAUAGAGAUGCUGGACGAACGAGAACUCCUCACCCAGCUACUUCAGCACUAUUGUAUCGCCGUCGCUUGGAACGGACAAACAUUCAAAAAUCUGUCUAUAGCACAGGGUUAGAUGAAUCUAACUCUUCCUCUCUGUGUCCUCUCUUGCGAGUUACUCCAGGAUUCGGAUACUUCUUCUUUUUCACCUUUCAAACAGUUCGCCGUAAUAAUUUUUGUCUAUGCUUCGAGUAUAUUCUUCGUCCUCCACUAAGCGCAUCAUGAAUAUACCUACUAUUUUUUAAUGACUGCUGUAAAACGAGACAUUGUAAAAUUCUCGACGUUGAAGAUGUGGCGCUAGUUAAUAAUAAUGAUCGGAUAAUCUUGAUGUCCUUUCGCAGAGAUUUCCAGUCACUUUAAUUUUACAUUUACGUAUUCUUCAAAUUUUGUGUAUAAUGUAUAACAAAGUCUAUCUCUGCAAAAGAACGAUUGAGUCUCGCUUCUUAUUGCAGAUUUUUCAUGUAUAAAGUCACGAUCGAUAUUAUAAUUAUUAUAGAUCGCUAUUGUUAUAUAAUUGUGUAUGUGCGGCCAAAUAGCGCGAUAAUAAUGCGCAGAGUAAUUUAUUAUAUUAUGAGAUAUCAUCGAAGAUCAAUCAUCUAACACGCUCGUUACGUAUUUUUUUCACCAUUUCCAGUUUAUUAUCCGCCUAUAAUCUCAUUUUAAUAUAUGUAUAAAGUUUUACAUUUUGUAAUAUAGUUGCAGAAAAUAAUUUUUGUAAUUAUAUAUGCUACAUCUGCUCUUUUUGCUGUUUGAGAAAAAAAGAAUGUAAAGAAAAAUAUGUAGAAACUACAGCUAAAAAGAAACGAUUCUAUAUUUUUUAUCUAGAUUCUGUAUUUUAUGAAUCAUUCAUUACGAACAUAAAACUGUAUUUUUCUGAGACAUUCAUAUAGAAUUCUAACUUCUUUGAAUUAAUACACGAGAAUCUGUGACAGAGAUGGUGUAAAAUUAUUCCGCGAGAUCCGAUCUUUGAAUGUAUAUUAAGUAUUAGAGAUUACGAAUCACAUAUUGAGUCAUGAGAAAAGGCGAGAUUAGUAUUACGAUUAUAUAAAUCGUUAUAAUAAGUGAUUAUCAGUCUCGUAUGCGUGCGAUGUGAUCAAUUAUUUAAGAUACAAUAAAAGCAUAAAAGUGAA
This is a messenger RNA of Nylanderia fulva, 2326 nucleotides long. Its product is annotated as leucine carboxyl methyltransferase 1. Gene Ontology annotation, molecular function: protein C-terminal leucine carboxyl O-methyltransferase activity. Gene Ontology annotation, cellular component: cytosol. Gene Ontology annotation, biological process: C-terminal protein methylation. The record is from RefSeq and is a predicted model, not a curated record. Lineage: Eukaryota; Metazoa; Arthropoda; Insecta; Hymenoptera; Formicidae.